Molecule: messenger RNA, 5233 nt
Organism: Choloepus didactylus (southern two-toed sloth)
Lineage: Eukaryota; Metazoa; Chordata; Mammalia; Pilosa; Megalonychidae
Product: zinc finger protein 501-like
Exons: 1
Coding region: 878-2341 (487 amino acids)
Biological process (GO): regulation of transcription by RNA polymerase II
Molecular function (GO): RNA polymerase II cis-regulatory region sequence-specific DNA binding; DNA-binding transcription factor activity
Source: RefSeq, a predicted model, not a curated record
AGUAUUAGUUUUCUUUCUUGGGGUCUGUUUGUGGAGUUGUUUGGCUCAGUGUUGGCAGUCACCUGUCCUGUCUUUCCCUUAGGACUUGCAUUUUGCAGGUCCAGUGUAGUUACCCAGCUGGGGCCUGAGGGAGAGUCCCAGUUACUUCACAGGGUGGACAUGCAAGAUAGUCUCAGAGAAGGCCUGACCCUGGUGCUAGGGGAGGGCAUGACAUCGGGGCUGUGUUCACUUUAUACCGAGAAUCUGUCCUGUGUCCUCCAAUAUUCUGGUGCAAAUGCCACUGGGCAUACCUCAUUUCUACCUUUCCUUCCCCAUUCUUGACGUUUUGCAGACUUGACACUACAUCUGUGACUUCUGGCCCCUGACUGCCCUUACCUUUCUGAUCUCCAUGCAUCACCUGUUCUUCCCCUUUGCUCCCUUGUAAUUUUCUCCAACACUGGCCAAUGCAUAGUGUGUGUCAAGAUGUUAAUAUAUCCUUAAAUAUUAUUUGAACACCAGCUACUCAAUUCCAGUUGAAUUUUCCGAGGCCUGAACAGAACUAACCUGCACAGCACAGAUGUCAAGGUCCCGCUGAAGGCUCUUGGCUGAGGAAUGAAUUGGAGACCCUGCCUCUCUUUCACAUGUUGUGCCCCCCUCUUCCUUGUGUCCUUUGUCUGGUGAGGCUUUCCCCAGUCUGUAACCUUGUCACCCAGUAUUCAAAGCAACCCCUUUCUCAACCUGCCCCUAGCUCCCUUGUUCUCAGAAUAAUCCCAUGGACUCAUUUCUUGGUGUGUCUGUUGCACAUUUGUAAUGGGUCUUCCCCCUCCCACCAAAGUCAACAUGUAUUUCAUCAGAAUUUCCGUUUCCAGGUUGUUGGCAUGGAACAGAAGAUAAGGAGAUGCCUUCUGAGCAGACUGUUUCUAUAGGAGUGUCACAGGUCAGGACUUCAAAACCAGUCCCAUCAACCCAGAAGACCCACCACUGUGAGUUCUGUGUCUCAUUCCUGAAAGAUAUAAGCCAAAUCUCUGGCCUUAUUAAACACCAGAGAAUUCACACAGGUGCAAGGUCUUAUACCUGCAGUAAAUGUGGAAAAAUCUUUACUCACAACUCAAGCCUUAAAAGACACUGGAGAGUGCACUCUGGAGAAAGGGCCAAUGAGUGCAGUGAAUGUGGAAAACCCUUUAGUUACAAAUCCGAACUCAUUCACUACCAGAGAGAUCACACAUAUUGCUUACAAGGGAAAUCCAUUACCUGCAAAUCCACUCUCACUCAGUGCUGGAGAGUUCAUAUUGGAGAAAAGCCUUAUGAGUGCAACAAAUGUGGGAAAUCCUUUAGGCACAGGUAUGUCCUUGUUCAACACCAGAGAGUUCACACUGAAGAAAGGCCUUAUGAGUGCAGCGAUUGUGGGAAAUCCUAUAAACGUAAAUCUGACCUCACUGAACAUCACAGAAUUCACACCGGCACAAGGCUAUAUGACUGUGGUGAAUGUGGGAAGUCCUUUAGCCACAGAUCUGGCCUCUCUCAACACCAGAGAGUUCACACUGGAGAAAGGCCUUAUGAGUGCAGUGAUUGUGGGAAAUCCUUUAGGCGUAAGUCUGAGCUCAUUGAACAUCACAGAAUUCACACUGAUGCAAGGCCUUACGACUGCGGCGAAUGUGGAAAGUCUUUUAGACAAAGCUCUACCCUUAUUCGUCAUCGGAAAGUUCACACUGGGGAAAGGCCUUACGAGUGCAGUGAAUGUGGGAAAUCCUUUAGCUGCAAAGAUAAUGUUUUUCGACACUGGAAAGGUCAUACUGGAGAAAAGCUUUAUAAGUGCACUGAUUGUGGGAAAUCCUUUACCCGCAAAUCUGUCCUCACUCGACAUCACAGAAUUCACAUUGGUGCAAGGCCUUAUGACUGUGGCGAAUGUGGAAAAUCCUUCAGCCAAAAAUAUGAGCUCUUUCAACACCAGAGAGUUCACACUGGAGAAAAGCCUUAUGAGUGCAAUGAUUGUGGGAAAUCUUUUAGCCGCAAAUCUGUCCUCACUAGACAUUACAGAAUUCACACUGGUGCAAGGGCUUAUAGAUGUGGGAAAUCCUUUAGAAAAAGUUAUGACCUUAUUCACUAUCGUAAAGUUCACAGUGGAGAAAGGCCUUAUGAGUGCAGUGAUUAUGAGAAAUCUUUUACCCACAAAUCAGAUCUCCCUGAACAUCACAAAAUUCACAGUGGCACAAGGACUUAUGAGUGCAGUGGCUUUGGGAAAUCCCUUAGAAAAAGCUCUACCCUCAUUCGACAUUGGAGAGGUCCUAGUGGAGAAAUGCCUCAUGAGUCUGGUGAAUGUGGGAAAUCCUUCACUCACAAAACCAGCCUCGUUCGACACUAGAGCGGUCAUGAUGGAGGAAGGCCUAGAUGUACACAGAAUGCUGUCUCCUUGUUCAGCAUGACACUGGAGAGCCCUUGUGAGGGAUUCAGACCUCACAACUCAAAACAUACACAUUGCGGAAAUUUUCUCUGCUUUCCAGAUACGUGGGAAGCUUUAAGGAACCACACUGCACACUCUUAUAUACCCAGGCCCCUGCCAGAGUUUUGUCACUUCCAGUUUUGUGACAUAAGCCGUUUCGCCACUACACCCUGGCAGGUCGGGACAGCACGCAACAGUCGCCUUCCAAGAUUUUCAGGGAAGCACACUUCCGGGCUUGGAGGAAAACAGGAGUGGCCUCAGCCUUAUGGGGCCCUCAUUCUCUUCUCUGUCAGUAAUUAGGGCAUGGACCUGAACCAGUUUUGGCUGAGAGGACAUGCUGUCUGCUGUCAGCUUGCAGAGAAAGACAACCUCUGUCAGGGACAUUGUUGAUUUCACAUAAUGCUCAUAAUGGAUUUUUCCAACCUCCAAGUCACCAACCCAGAGACCACCUUCCUCUAAUUGCUCUGAUUUGUGCAAUAAGAAAGGCCUUCAUUUUUAGCCACCACUUAAUCUGGGGGUUCUAUUCACUGUGAUGUGGAGAGUGGUUUGAAAACAGAAUUGGGCUCUGCCAGCAUGAAGGGGUAAAUAAUUUGGGGGCAAUUCCAAACUAUUUGUGCCUCAGCUGUGGCAGUAUAAAUGCAGAAAAUAGCUCUCCAGUUUUUGGCCUAACUGGCAUUGCCACCCAAGGCUCCCUAGGGAACACUGCAAGGCUUCGUGUUCCUAAUUUGUGGCCUGGGUGCCAGGAUUUUGUGCGGGUUUAGAUGGACAGUUGUGACAGUCUCUGCUGCUUCUGAGAACAGCAUGAAUACUUCUUAUUCGCAGGGGAUUUCACAUAAUGCCCAGCGCUGCUAAGGGGAAUCUUCCCCAGGUUCUGCAAAGGAGCCCUGUGCCCUGAUGUCCAAAUGCAAUAAGCAAGUAUCACUAGUUGUGAGACUGCAGGGGCCAGGGGAAACCAUAAUUGAUAUGGAAACUCUAGAAUAAUAGGGCAGGGAUGAGACUGCCUCAAAUGAGAUGCAAUGGACCUCUUCCCAAAGUGCAUCCAUGAUUGUUCCAGUCAGAAUGGCUGGGUUCAGUGUGUGCAGAAAUCCUCAGGAUCUCCAGGCUUGUGUAUUUCCUGUAGCAAAGAUCAUUGUCAGAGAAAAUAAUCUAAACGUUUUGUGGAUUCCUGUAGCCUCUUUGGGCUCUCCACCUUAAGGCCAUUGGUGAGCUAACAGGACGACAAUGAUGGAGACAAGGAUGUCCACGUAUACCAGCGGUGUGGCUUUUGUGACCAGCCAGCAUUCCUUUGACUCAGGUGGAAAAUGCCUCUGUUGCUUUGCCAAUAUUUGCUGCCACUGAGGCAAGCCUGCCCUCCUAGGGGAGACGGUGGGGUCAGUUUAGGUAGGGAGGCAAACCUGAUUUUCCUAGAAGACUGGAAAAUCUAGAUUUUUAUUUUGAACCAUUUUUAAUUUUUUUUUGGGGGGGAGGAUAUGCCAUAAAUUGCAUGUCUUAAUGUGAAAUUUAAUGUUUCAACAUACAUAUAAAGUCUUGAAACCAUCAUCACAAUUAUAAUGAACGUAUCUGUCACCUGCAUAUUUACUUUGUAGUCUUUUAUCAUUUCUUUCUCUCUGCCUUCCCUGGCCCCCCAGGCAACCAUUUAUUUAACUUUUUGAAGUAAACUAGUUUCUGUUUUCUAGAAUUUCAUCUAAUUAGAGUCCUAAAAUGUUCACUCAUUUUAUUGUUACCCUCAUGCAGUAUAACUUACUGAGAGUCAUCAGUGAUGCUUAUGUGAUUAGUUCAUUAUUUUACUGUUGAGUAGUAUUCAGUUCUAUGGAUAUGCCACAUUUGUUUAUCCACUCGUUUCAUCUGUUUAUGGUCACUUGGGUUAGUUCCUGUGUUUGGCGAUUGCAAAUAAAGCUGCCAUGAGCAUUUCAUAUAAUUCUUAUGUGGACAUAGGUUUCAUUUCUCGUGUUGAUUACUCAGAAAAUUCUUAGGUCACGGGGAAAGUAGAUAUUUACCUUUUUAAGAAACUAACAAAAUGUGGUCUAAAAUUUUUGUUCCCUUUUGCAUUCCCUUCAGGACUGUGUGAAAGUUCCAGUUCUUCCACAUCCUUGUCAAUACUUGGUAUUAGACUUUUUAAUGUGUAUGUAGCAAUAUCUCACUUCGGUUUUAAUCACAUUUCCCUAAAGUUUCAUGAUGUUGAGCACUUUUUCAUGCGUUUAUUUGCCACUUGUUUAUCUUAUAAAAUAUGUUUUCAUAUCUUUUGCUUAUUUCCAUUUUUAUGAAUUUUGGCUAUUUCCCUUUUUAUUAACCAAUAAGACAGUGAAACAAAAAAGAUAUUUGUUGGAAUUCCACUCAUUUUUCAAUGACGUGAGUGUUAUCUUAGCUCUAUGGAAUAUGUUUUUGAAUUGAAGAACAAUUCCUAAUUUUUUCUCUCACCUUUUUUUUUGUGCUACUCAAGAUGUAUUGCCCACAUAUACUAUACACUUUUAAAUUUAAUCUGCAUUAUUAAAAGAUUCUCCAUCAUUUUCUUAUCUCUAGGCAUCCAAUAAUAAAUCAAGCACUGAUUUGUAGUGUUUGCCAAGUUCCCUAGUGUAAAUACCUCCACAUGAUGACACUGAAUUUGGAGUUGGGAAGAGUUACAAUAAAUAUAGUACACCAAAAUACUCUAUUUUCACCAUAUUAAUACAGUAGCUGCAAAUAACCUUGAGAACUUAAGUAAUAGUAAAACAUAGUAAAAUUAUUAGUAUGUGACAAGCUUUGAAUAUUUGUUUUUUUAAACAGUUUAACUGCAGUCUAAUUGACUUAAAAUAAACUGCACAUAUUUAUACCCUU